This is a messenger RNA of Mesoplodon densirostris (Blainville's beaked whale), 1474 nucleotides long. RefSeq names its product glutathione S-transferase zeta 1 (gene GSTZ1). Gene Ontology annotation, cellular component: mitochondrion; cytoplasm. Bases 155 to 808 code for a protein of 217 amino acids. Gene Ontology annotation, biological process: L-phenylalanine catabolic process; glutathione metabolic process. The record is from RefSeq and is a predicted model, not a curated record. The transcript is spliced from 8 exons. Gene Ontology annotation, molecular function: maleylacetoacetate isomerase activity; glutathione transferase activity. Lineage: Eukaryota; Metazoa; Chordata; Mammalia; Artiodactyla; Ziphiidae.
CUUAAAGCUCAUUCUAGUCCAAGCCCUAGCUUCAGCGAGACGAAAACGUAAGUUCUGACGUGUCGGGAUCUCACUGAGCCUGAAUCGUCGACGACUCGGAGAAUCGCAGGCGCCAAGUUUCCUGGCCUGGAAGAGGGGUCGCCCAGAGUGCGAGAUGCAAGUGGGGAAGGUCUGUGUCACGCAUCCGGGGAGAGAGGCUCUACUUAGAAACACGGAGAAAUCUUGGGGGCGGGGUCAAAGCCCAUCCUCUACUCCUAUUUCCGAAGCUCCUGCUCAUGGAGAGUUCGAAUCGUUCUCUGAAGAAUUCCAGGCCCUGAAUCCCAUGAAGCAGGUGCCAGCCCUGAAGAUCGAUGGGAUCACCAUUGGCCAGUCACUGGCCAUCAUUGAGUACCUGGAGGAGACCCGGCCCACACCGCGACUCCUGCCUCAGGACCCAAAGAAGAGGGCCCACGUACGCAUGAUUUCCCACCUCCUGGCCAGCGGCAUCCAGCCCCUGCAGAACCUGUCUGUCCUGAAGCAAGUGGGACAGGAGAACCAGCUGACCUGGGCCCAGCAGGCCAUCAGUUCUGGCUUUAACGCUCUGGAGCAGAUCCUGCAGAGCACAGCGGGGAAGUACUGUGUGGGAGACGAGGUGUCCAUGGCUGAUCUGUGCUUAGCGCCUCAGGUGGCAAAUGCUGACAGGUUCAAGGUGGAUCUCACUCCCUACCCUACCAUCAGCCGUAUCAACAAGUCACUGCUGGCCUUGGAGGCCUUCCAAGUGUCUCACCCCUGCCGGCAGCCAGAUACACCCCCUGAGCUGAGGGCCUAGCUCUCAAACCGCGCCCCACUGGUGCAGGGGCCGGGAGCGGGUGCGGGAGCGGAAGCUGCGUGGGCUGAAGAGGCCUGGAAGCGAGCGAGCCUUAACUGGAGAGGCGGAAGACCUGAACUCCUAGCCCUUGAACUUGAACUCUAGCCCUGGAUUUGCCUUCCCACUGGAACUCCUUCUGCCUCAGCCCCUUCGUCUGUCACAUGCGGGCAGAAUGGGGUGGGAGAAUGCCGGGAGGCGGGUAGGCAGGAAGUCUUCAUGACUGUGUCGCGGGCAGUCAUGAAGAUGAAGUGAACGUAGACUAAAACGUAUGGCGGGUUUACCAGAGAGCCAUGAGGAAGUCUGAGCGCCUCUUCCCAUCCCCUCGACUGUACCUGACUCCAAAGAAUGCCCACACUGAUAACUGAUAAUUAAACUAAAGCCCAGGCCUCCGGGUUGUUCACUUAAACUGAGCUGGGUUCCAGAAGGUGAACACUCUUCCUAGCUGGAAUCCCUCUGCGUCUGGACCAGGGAAGAAAGCCAGCCAGCCACUUGCCCACCCUGUGGUUGGCCUGGCCCCUGGGACCUAAGGGCAAGGAAGAGAAAUAAGCCCAAAAGCCUGCCUGAGAAAAUCAGACAAGAUCCAGAAGAGAACAGGUAUAAGAAGCAGGAAAGAAAGCCUCCUGUGAC